GUGACCCCAACGGCUCUACGGGUGAGUACGACUGGUCGCUUUUCAUACCACCGGUGUUUACGCCCCGAGCCAUACGGCUCCGAUCUAGGGGCAAUUUUUGUUAUCUGUUUCGUACUCUGUUCCCUGGUGACUGGGGGACGCCCCACACGGUUUCCGUGGUUCACCGUCUGCGAUAGGGUCUCCCUAUCGAUCUGGGGGAUUUCGAUUCCCAAUCUGUGGUCCGUCUGGGCCAAUCUGGAGACACCCUUUGAGGUGACUCAUCUGGGGGAUUUCGAUUCCCAGUCUGUGGUCCGCCCGGGCCAAUCUGGAGACACCCUGUAAGGUGUCUCAUUUGGAGUGAAACUGAUGCGUAUGCAUGUGAAUGAAGUGGCCGGCCUGAUUGUUUUGUGUGUCGUGGGUGCUGUGUUAGGUUAUUUGUUGUACCGCGCUUGCGUUAACCGCCCUGUGACAAUAGAACGUCAUGGGACAGUCGACCUCAUCCCCAUUGUCCCUCACCCUCGACCAUUGGUCGGAGGUGCGGAAGAGGGCUCACGAUCUCUCCUUGCAGGUCAAGAAGAGUAAGUGGCAGGAUUUCUGCUCGACUGAGUGGCCUGCUUUCUCUGUGGGGUGGCCACCAGAGGGGACUUUUCAUCUGCCCCUCAUUCUAGCAGUUAAGGACGUCAUCUUCCGCCCCGGACGAAGGGGGCACCCUGAUCAAGUCGCUUACAUCCUGGUAUGGCAGGACCUCAGGGAGGAACCCCCAUUAUGGGUAAAAUCCUUUCUUCCCCCUUCUGACUCAUCUGUACCAAAGCUUUUAGCUCUGAAAGGACCUCCCACUUCGGCUCCGGUCCUGCCCGAGUCUCAGCCUGAUCUACCCUUACUCGACUAUGACCAGCCUCCUCCUUCUCAGCCGACUCAACCUCCCCCGUACCCACUCUCUCCUCCAGCCUCCUCGUCCGAAUCGAGUGCUGCUUCUCCGUCAGCCCCCUCUUCACCUGAGCUAAAUUCCUCUUCUCCUCCGGUACCCACGUCCCCUCUAUAUCCCCCACUCCCUGCGAUGGCUUGCCCCGAGCCCACACCUCCGGGGCCCACGGGCCCAGCCCAGAACACUCGGAGCAAGCUACGGCCUGAGGAUCCAGUCGUUGCCCUCCCUCUCCGUCCCUAUGGGCCCAUGAUAGACGAUGGGACAGAUGGAGGGCAGAUGCCCGCUUUACAGUACUGGCCUUUUUCUACCUCAGAUCUCUAUAACUGGAAAAACAAUAACCCUCCUUUUUCUGAUGAUCCUUCUAAGCUAACAGGUCUAAUGGAUUCUGUUAUGUUCUCCCACCAACCCACAUGGGACGACUGUCAACAGCUCCUAGGGGUCCUGUUCACCACCGAGGAAAGAGACCGCAUCCUCCUGGAAGCCCGGAAAGCUGUUCCCGGAGAGGAUGGCAGACCCACCCAGAGACCAGACCGGAUCGAUGACUUCUUCCCCUUAAAGCGCCCCAACUGGGACCCCAACUCACCUGCUGGUAGGCAGCAUCUUUCUAUCUAUCGCCAGACUCUAAUGGCAGGUCUCCGGGCGGCCGCAAGGCGCCCCACUAAUCUGGCCAAGGUAAGAGAAGUUACCCAAGGACCUACUGAGACUCCCUCAGUUUUUCUAGAACGCCUGAUGGAAGCUUACCGGCGAUAUACGCCUUUUAACCCUGAGGAGGAAGGCCGAAAAGGCUCGAUAGCUAUGGCCUUUAUAGGACAAUCGGCCCCUGAUAUAAGACGUAAGCUCCAAAGGCUAGAUGGUCUCCAAGACCUGACUCUGAGGGAUCUUGUUAAGGAAGCUGAAAAGGUCUACUAUAAGCGGGAGACAGAGGAAGAGAAAGAGUUAGCUAGGGACAAAAGACGAAACAAGGAAUUAACUAAGAUGUUGGCCACAGUUAUUCAGGGAAAACCUGAGCCAGGAAAGGGAAAGCCCACUCGCCCUCCAUUAGACCCUGAUCAAUGUGCAUAUUGUAAGGAAAAAGGACACCUGAUCAAAGACUGUGAAAAGUUAAAAAAGAAACGGGCCAAAGAAGAACGAGAAAGACAGUCCUCACAGCGAUCCCGAGCCCCCAUGCUCGCCCUAGAUGAAGAAGACUAGGGACUUCGGGGCUCGGAUCCCCUCCCCGAGCUCAGGGUAAUGUUUAAAGUGGAGGGGACUCCCGUGGAAUUCGAGGUCGAUACGGGAGCUGUUUAUUCGGCCUUACAAGCCCCCUUAGGGGCCCUUUCAACUAAGAAAUCAUUAGUUCAAGGGGCUAACGGGAGCAAAUAUCGCUCGUGGACCACUGAGCGCACAGUUGACUUAGGCAAGGGAAAAGUAAAACACUCCUUUCUGGUUAUUCCCGAAUGUCCUGCUCCCCUCCUGGGACGGGACUUAUUAACCAAACUGGGGGCAAAGAUUUCCUUUGAGCCCCAAGGACCUCAAGUAACAUUCCGUAACCCAAAGGUUGGGCAACCUAUGGUUACGGUGUUAUCUCUAAAACUGGAAGAUGAAUAUAGGCUCUACGACCACCAGGAUCCCCAGCCUAUCGCCCCAGCCUGGCUAACUGAUUUUAAAGAAUCCUGGGCCGAGACGGCUGGACUUGGGCUGGCAAGCCAGCAACCGCCUGUAGUGGUUACUUUAAAAACCACUGCCUCCCCUAUUCGGGUCAAGCAAUAUCCCAUUAAUAGAGAAGCUCACCUAGGGAUUAAGGUGCACAUACAGAGACUUUUAGACCAAGGGGUAUUAACUCCUUGUCGGUCUGCAUGGAAUACUCCGUUACUCCCGGUCAAAAAGCCCGGGACGAAUGACUACAGACCGGUACAGGACCUAAGGGAGGUCAAUAGCAGGGUAGAAGACAUUCACCCCACCGUACCCAAUCCCUAUAAUCUCCUCAGCGGGUUAAAUCCGUCAAGGACUUGGUAUACUGUUCUGGAUUUAAAGGAUGCCUUUUUCUGUUUGCCUUUACACAAAGAUAGCCAGCCCUUAUUUGCAUUUGAAUGGACGGACCCUGAGACUGGGUCCGCCGGACAACUAACCUGGACGCGCCUCCCACAGGGCUUCAAAAACAGCCCAACCAUCUUUGAUGAAGCCCUACAUAAGGAUUUAGCCCCCUUUCGGGCUCAACACCCAAGCCUCACCCUUCUUCAAUAUGUAGAUGACUUGCUGCUGGCUGCGGACUCUGAGGGUGACUGCACAAGCGGAACUCAGGACCUUUUACGUGAGUUGGCUAUCCUGGGGUAUAGGGCAUCAGCAAAAAAGGCUCAAAUUUGUAAGCGAGAGGUAAUUUUUCUGGGCUACUCCUUAAAAGGGGGACAAAGGUGGCUCACUGAGGCCAGAAAACAGACUGUGGUCCAGAUUCCCCCUCCAAAGAGUCAAAAACAAUUACGAGAGUUCCUGGGCACUGCGGGGUUCUGCCGGUUAUGGAUCCCCGGAUUCGCAACUUUGGCAGCUCCCCUAUAUCCGUUACUGAAGGGGGGAUCUCCCUUUAUCUGGAAAAAAGAUCACCAGCAGGCCUUUGAUGCCAUCAAGCGGGCUCUCCUGUCCGCUCCGGCCCUGGCUCUUCCUAAUGUGGAUAAGCCCUUUACUCUCUUCAUGGAAGAAAAAAAAGGAAUAGCGAGAGGAGUGCUGACCCAGGCCUUUGGGCCAUGGAGGCGUCCGGUGGCUUACCUCUCAAAAAGACUGGACACUGUGGCAAGCGGGUGGCCACCCUGCCUAAAGGCCAUCGCAGCAGCUGCCUUGCUCAUUAAAGACGCUGACAAAUUGACUUUGGGACAGAAAAUAACAAUCAUUGCCCCGCACACGCUAGAAAGCAUCAUCCGCCAGCCUCCAGACAGGUGGCUCUCAAAUGCCAGAGUUACUCAUUAUCAGAGCCUCUUGCUCAACAAGGACAAGAUAACUUUUGGACCCCCGGUGACUCUCAACCCGGCGACCCUGCUGCCGGAAGAAGCUUCGGAACCCGUCCUCCAUACCUGCCAGGACGUCUUGGCGGAAGAGGCCGGAGUACGACCGGACUUAUUGGAUUGCCCCCUACCCAAUGCAGAGGUGACCUACUUCACUGACGGGAGUAGCUUUUUGAUUCAAGGUAAGCGGUAUGCGGGGGCGGCUGUGACUGAUUAUUCCAAUGUUAUAUGGACAGCCAGACUAGAGGACGGGUCCUCGGCCCAAAAGGCCGAACUGAUUGCUUUGACUAAGGCUCUAGAGCUCGCUAAAGGAAAGCGAGCGAACAUUUACACGGAUAGCCGAUAUGCUUUUGCAACGGCCCACAUCCACGGGGCCAUAUACCGCCAGCGGGGGCUUCUGACCUCCGCAGGAAAAGAAAUAAAACACAAACAGGAAAUCCUCCAGUUGCUCGCUGCAGUUAUGUUGCCCCAGAAGGUGGCGAUAAUACACUGUAACAGCCACCAGAAAGGGACUGAUCCCGUCACAAGGGGAAACAACCUGGCCGAUCAGGCAGCAAAAUCUGCAGCCAUGGGAGACUCACAGAUGUUGGUGACUGAUGUCAAAGAUUCUCCUCAAAAGGAGAAAGCUCAGAUUAACCAAACCCCUAAAACACCUGAUUUGACUGCUUACAUACAACAGGCCCACCGGCUCACUCAUUUGGGAGCUAAAAAGCUAAGCCUACUGGCCCAACGCCAAGACUUCCCAGGGGCAUCCCCCACUGCCAUACGUCAGGUCGCCAAUCGGGUGGUGGCUAAUUGUGAGGCAUGUCAAUUGACCAAUGCCUACCCUGCCAAGCUGGCCCCCGGCAAAAGGCUACGCGGCACCAGACCUGGACAAUACUGGGAAGUGGACUUUACAGAAGUUAAGCCUGCCCGAUGCGGACUAAAAUAUCUGCUAGUUUUUGUAGACACCUUUUCUGGAUGGACUGAGGCUUUUCCUACCAAAAAGGAAACCGCUGCCGUGGUAACAAAAAAAUUGAUGGAAGAAAUAUUUCCCCGGUUCGGAUUGCCAAAGGUAAUAGGGUCUGAUAAUGGACCGGCGUUUGUGGCUAAGGUAAGUCAGGGACUGGCCAACAUAUUGGGGAUUGAUUGGAAAUUACAUUGUGCUUAUAGACCCCAAAGUUCAGGACAGGUAGAGAGAAUGAAUAGAACUAUUAAAGAGACCCUCACUAAAUUGGCUCAUGAGACUGGCUUAAAAGAUUGGACGAUGCUCCUGCCGUAUGCCCUUUUUCGCGCGCGAAACACCCCGUCCACCAAACCCCCUAACCUUACUCCCUUCGAAGUCCUUUUUGGCACUCCACCCCCCAUUCGAGAUCUCACUCCCUUAACUGAGCAUGCUGCCUUGUUGCCAACCUCCCUGUCUGACAGGCUCAUCGCCCUUGACAACCUGCAGAGGGACGUGUGGACGCAGCUAGCCUCGGCCUAUGCUCCCAGUGAGUUCCCCGCGCCACAUCCGUACCAGGUGGGAGACUUUGUGUUCGUCCGGCGCCACCAACAAGAGACUCUACAGCCUCGCUGGAAAGGACCGUAUCAGGUCCUAUUGACUACUCCUACAGCGGUAAAGGUUGACGGAGUCGCCUCUUGGAUCCACGCGUCACACCUAAAGCCUGCCUCGGCACCAGUGGACGGCUCCUGGGAACUCAAACGGUCUGAUAACCCCCUGAAGCUAAAGUUGCGCCGAAGGACCCCCUGAGAUUAUUCAGAGUACUACCCUUAUGUGUCCCUCUAAGAUGACCCGUAUGGGACCCCAGACUUUAACCCUCCGGGCUCUAAUGGGAUUACUUAUAUUAAUAAUCCCCACUGUAGCUAGCCCCCAUCGCCCCUGGAAAUGGUCGUUAAUACGAUGGGGGGACUCACGUGUGGGUAGCACCUGGGAAGGAUCAGGAAGUCCAUGGUUUGCGCCCACACCCUGUUGGUUCUUUCCAGGGCUCCAAUGUCCCAAACAAAGUCAUUUUUAUCUUUGUCCCGCACCAACCGGGAGUAGAUCAUAUUGUAAUUCCCCAGGAGAAUAUUUUUGUGCUUAUUGGGGCUGUGAAACCGCUGCAACAGGGUGGCAACCCGCCUUCCCCGAUAAACACCUUAAAAUGACAUGGGGGCCGCCGGGAUGCAGCCUAGAUAACUACCCACCGGCUGGUCAGAGAUCCUGUCAGGUUCUAAAUAUCACUGUCACCACUCCUGAGGACCCAGGUUGGCUGACAGGACGCACCUGGGGACUUCGAGUCUAUGAGCCAGGUAAAGACAGGGGAAGCCUUAUUCUUAUAAAAAAGGUUCCCCUGCAGGCCCCAUUUGUGCCCAUAGGCCCAAACUUUACUCUAAAGCCAAAAUAUAAUCAGCCUACUAUAGAUCCUGUUACUACUGUUCAAACAACCAUAGUAAGUCCCUCAGCCAUAACAGUUUCUCAAGCUCCGCUACUCCAGACAGAUCACGUACCUGUCCCUCAAUAUUCACAUUCUAACCUACUCAGUUUGAUUAAAGGAGCAUACAUGGCUUUAAAUCAUACCCGACCUGAUCUCCCCCAAUCCUGUUGGCUAUGUCUAAGUCCUAAUCCCCCGUAUUAUGAGGGAACCGCUCUAAAUGACUCUUAUACACUAACCCCCAACCCCGGCCAAUGCGAUUGGAAUCAAGUAUACCACACUCUCCCCCUUCCUGGCCUCGCUGGUCAAGGAACUUGUAUAGGAGCAGUUGAUAACUGACCAACAAGCUUGCAACAUCUUUGCCUCACACACACUAAUUCCUUUCCCAAAGAUCAGUACCUCGUCCCUCCUACUGGAGCCUUUUGGCUAUGUACCAAUGGGCUCACUCCUUGUGUCUCCACUAACGUCCUCCUUGCAGACAGCAGCUCCUGCAUCCUUAUAGACCUUAUGCCACGCAUUAAAUAUCUCCCCCCUAACACACUCCCCCUCAUGGGAGGUCGAUAUAAACGAGAACCUGUCUCCCUGACCCUAGCAGUCCUAUUGGGGAUAGGUGUGGCGGGGGGGAUAGGAACUGGCACAGCAGCCCUCAUUACUGGGCAUCAGUCUCGCCAACAGCUUCUUGCAGUAGUAAACCAAGAUUUACAGGCCUUAGAAACUUCUAUAACUGCGUUACAACAAUCUCUCUCGUCUCUAUCUGAAGUAGUGUUACAGAACAGAAGAGGCUUAGAUCUUCUAUUUUUAAAAGAAGGCGGUCUCUGCGCUGCACUUAGAGAAGAAUGUUGUUUCUACACUGAUCAUACUGGGAUUGUAAAAGACGCAAUGGAAAAGCUGAGAGAGAGAAUCAAAUCUCGAGAGCCCCCUUCAAGUGAAGCCAAAAUGUUUUCCUUCUGGGAAUCAAUCCUGCCCUAUGUUCUCCCUUUACUGGGACCCCUGGCCGGAUUCAUUAUAGUCAUGGCUAUAGCCCCUUGCCUCAUUAACCGAGUAACCCAAUUUGUGAGGGCUCAGAUCUCUCAGGUAAAAGUUAUGGUGCUACGCCAACAAUAUGACCCCUUACCUAUACAGGACCUUUAGGAUUAAAAGUCAUUGGAAAAAUAAAAGGGGGGAGUGUGAGAGUCGACCCCCCUGCUACAACCCCCUCCCCAGAGCGGGGAAUGAAAGGGUUAACUCCCUAACUCCCCAGAGCGGGGAAUGAAAGGGUUAACUCCCUAACUCCCCAGAGCGGGGAAUGAAAGGGUUAACUCCCUAACUCCCCAGAGCGGGGAAUGAAAGGGUUAACUCCCUAACUCCCCAGAGCGGGGAAUAAAAGAGUUGACUCCCUAACUUCCCAGAGCUAUCAAAACAGAGCAGUAAAGAGUGCUUCACUCCCUAAACCUUUUCCCAGGAGAUAGUCAGAGCGGGGCCAAAAGGAAUGUCUCUGCUAGUCAUUAGCCACUAGAUGUUCUGUUCUUUGUAAAGAUAGAGAUAAGCAAAAGAAUGUACUGUAUAAACAGGACCAGGGAGCACCUGGCACUCUAAGGUCAACCCAAGACCCUCGGUCUCCAUGGUUACUCAGCCCCAGACCCUCAAAUCAGCAUUAGCCAGGUCCUGCGCCGCUCAAAAUUAACCAAUGCGAUUUGCUUCUGUAAACUUGCUUGCCUCCUGCGUGUACCUUUAAAAACCCUGCACAAAUUCCCCUCGGGGCCCCUCCGCACACGUUUGCCUGAGGGACCCCAUGCGCAUGGAAAUAAACUUUCUUUUCCUCACCAA
Molecule: messenger RNA, 8075 nt
Organism: Cavia porcellus (domestic guinea pig)
Lineage: Eukaryota; Metazoa; Chordata; Mammalia; Rodentia; Caviidae
Biological process (GO): DNA integration; proteolysis; virion assembly
Molecular function (GO): nucleic acid binding; zinc ion binding; aspartic-type endopeptidase activity
Source: RefSeq, a predicted model, not a curated record